Callorhinus ursinus (northern fur seal) is the source of this 406-nucleotide messenger RNA. It is a transcript of the gene TNP1, whose product is annotated as transition protein 1. Gene Ontology annotation, molecular function: DNA binding. Gene Ontology annotation, biological process: spermatogenesis; chromatin remodeling; spermatid nucleus elongation. NCBI's taxonomy places the organism in Eukaryota, Metazoa, Chordata, Mammalia, Carnivora, Otariidae. The record is from RefSeq and is a predicted model, not a curated record. Gene Ontology annotation, cellular component: nucleosome; male germ cell nucleus.
GCCUUAAAUACCCAGACUCCUGGCCUCCGGGCCCUGCAAAGCCCCUCAUUUUGGCAGAAAUUACAAUGUCGACCAGCCGCAAAUUAAAGAGCCAUGGCAUGAGGAGGGUCAAGAACCGAGCUCCUCACAAGGGAGUGAAGAGAGGUGGCAGCAAAAGAAAAUACCGGAAGGGCAGCCUAAAGAGUAGGAAACGGGGCGAUGAUGCCAAUCGCAAUUACCGCUCCCACUUUUGAUGCCACCUGGGGGCUCUGUCCUGGUGAACUUCAUACAGCACCAGGGAGCAAUGAGAGGAUGACAGGCAGAGAAGAGCCUAUCGUGUGGGUAAAAUGCCAAUUGUGACAAAAUGAGGAAUGUAUAUGUUGGCUGUUUCUCCUCAACAUCUCAAUAAAAUUUUGAAAACUGAAAA